CGAGUCAGCAGACGCUGUCGCGUGCGCCCACCGCGUCCCGGCGUGCAGAGGGUCCCAGGCCGCGGCCCCGCGACCCUCCGGAGCCGAGUCGGGUGUCCUCCACAGGGCAGCCCAGGCUGCCUCGCUCGGGUGACGUCAGCGACCCGGUCCCCGCCGCCGCCGCAUCCUCUGCGCCUGCCAGGAGCCGGCGUCCCCCGCGCUCUUUGCGCCCGGCCUGGCCAUGGCUUCGGUCGCGCUGAUGCCGCUCCUGCUGCUGCUGCUGCAGCCUCCGCCCGCCACCCCUGCACCGCCUGUCCGCGACCCCUUCGCCCUGCAGCUCGGGGAUACGCAGAGCUGCCAGCUGCGGUGCCGAGACCGCUACCCUAAACCGCAGCCGGCUCAGGAGGAGCCGGAGGAGGACCCCAUUGAGUCCCGGAAAGCCAAUGCGUAUGACAGGGCCGUCCUCAUCAGUGCUUGUGAGCGAGGCUGCCGCCUCUUCUCCAUCUGCCGAUUUGUGGCCAGGAGCUCCAAGCCCAAUGCCACCCAGGCUGAGUGUGAAGCAGCCUGCGUGGAGGCCUACGUGAAGGAGAAGGAGCAGCAGGCCUGCAGCGAGGGCUGUUGGAGCCAGAACCCAGAGCCGGAGCCUGAGCCCCAGCCUGAGCUGGAGCAGAAGAGAAAGGUCCUGGAAGCUCCGAGUGGGGCUCUCUCGCUCCUGGACUUAUUUUCCACCCUCUGCAAUGACCUUGUCAACUCGGCCCAGGGCUUCGUCUCUUCCACCUGGACAUACUACCUGCAGACUGACAAUGGGAAGGUGGUGGUGUUCCAGACCCAGCCUGUGGUAGAGAGCCUGGGGCAUGAGGGGACCCGUCUGCAGCGAGUGGAGGUGACCUGGCGGGGAUCCCACCCUGAUGCCUUGGAGGUGCAUGUUGACCCUGUAGGCCCCUUGGACAAGGUAAGGAAGGCCAAGAUUCGAGUCAAGACCAGCAGCAAGGCCAAGGUGGAGUCGGAUGAGCUGCAGGACAACGACUUCCUCAGUUGCAUGUCCCGGCGCUCGGGGCUUCCUCGCUGGAUCCUGGCCUGCUGCCUCUUCCUUUCCGUGCUGGUGAUGUUGUGGCUGAGCUGCUCCACCCUGGUGACGGCACCCGGCCAGCACCUCAAGUUCCAGCCCCUGACUCUGGAGCAGCACAAGGGCUUUAUGGUAGAGCCAGACUGGCCCCUGUACCCUCCCCCGUCGCACGCCUUUGCGGACAGCCCCCCGCCCUACAAGCUGAAACUGGACCUGACCAAGCUGUAGGCCUCCAUUGCCAAGUUCAGGGGCUCCUUGGGUCGCACUUGCCCUUUGCCUAGGAGUCUGGGUCAGGGUGGGAUCGUCCUUGGGCUCUUUCACCCCCCCAAAUUCUUCUUCUCUCCUCAGCCCGGCACCUCACCCCCCGGGAUCCUGGGGUUGCCAUGCCCCUGCUGGGGGGGCGGGAUCUGACCUUGGUUCCUCCCUGCCCCCCUUCCCCAGAGUGUGUUACUUUUGUCUUCUAUCGUGUAGCUUCUUGAGUAUUUGAACCCCCGUCCUGUGCUGCCUUCCUCCUCCUUCCUCUCUCCCCUCUCUGGGGGGCUGAGGCCACAGGGGAGCCGCUCUGUGUGAGGGCUUCCCCCUUUCUCCCCACCCCACCUCUGGAGAUGUAGCCCCGUGAGAGGAGGCCCCCCGCCCCCCGCAAGAGAGGAGGCGGUAGGAGGGCAAAGGAGGCUGGAGUUGCAGCAUGGGGGUUGGGAGGAAUAAACCAUGUAUAUAAA
Messenger RNA from Hippopotamus amphibius kiboko, 1764 nucleotides. RefSeq names its product transmembrane protein 59 like (gene TMEM59L). The transcript is spliced from 9 exons. The record is from RefSeq and is a predicted model, not a curated record. Bases 221 to 1273 code for a protein of 350 amino acids. Lineage: Eukaryota; Metazoa; Chordata; Mammalia; Artiodactyla; Hippopotamidae.